AUGGUGAAUCGAGGUGCUUCAAAAGGCUGCAUCACCUGUAAGAAACGUCGUGUCAAAUGCGACGAGACGAAACCUUUCUGUAAAGUAUGCAAUCGAGUUGGACGACAAUGCGGAGGUUAUGAAAAGCAGGCUGCCCGGGUCAGGUUCAAAGACGAGACUGCUCGAUGUAUGAACAAAUUCCGAACAACAAAUUCAGUGACGACUACGAACAAAGUCAUCCACGAGGACAAGAAUUCAGGGACAAUAUGUGCAUUUCGACACGUCGAGCUAUCCCCAAGCCUACUUCCAAAACAACAGGACAUGGCUGUCUCCUUCUUUCUCACAUAUGUCACAGAUGUUGGUCGAAACAUGGAGUCAACGCGAGGCUUCUUGGAACUUGUUCGACCCACCUCGCAACUGAGUCACCAGACUCUACCUACCAAUGCCACUUCGAUCAAGCUUUGGGCAUUAUUACGACCAUCGGACGUCGCUGACUCAUUACCGAUCAAACUAUAUAACCAGGCACUGAGGAAACUACAAUGUGCCAUCCACAGCCCCGAAGAGCAAGGAAAAGAUGCAACUGUCAUUGCAGCGCUCAUGCUGCAACAACACGAUACUUUGGCCGCCAUAUUCGACCAUAACAAGUCGAACACGACGCACCGAAAGGGUGCUUUGGCCUUGCUGAUACAACAGGGUCAAGGAAGGACCAGGAACCAUGAACAUCUUCUGGGGAACCAUUUCCACUGCAGGAUCUCCUUUUGUGUCAGACACAAGGUACCUUUGACUCGGAACGAGCUGGAGUGGCUUUACAGUAAAGUAAUCCCCGCUCUUCCGAACAACUGCAGCUAUAUGCUUGACAUCAUUGGGAUAUCUGUGUCCAAACUGCAGAGUGUCGUAGCAGAUUCGGCGUCUCUUGAUAAAAGCAUGGCUCUCAGGGCCUUACAAGAGCUUCCGUCUAUCAUUUUUGAUGUCGAGGCACAGCUUCAAACAUGGCUGGAUACUGUACCACAAAUCUGGCAUCCCCAAAGGCUCCGGGCCGAUGACAGUAUUUUUUCAUCUGUCCCGACCUACGACGGCUCGAUCAAUGUCUAUCCAAGCAUCCAGAUUGCCAAUAUAUGGAAUGUUUGGCGUACCUACUGCCUCAUUGUUGAGCAGGCCAAGGCAAAGCUAUUUAGCAGCUUGACAUUGGAAAACGCAAAUGCAAGCACGAGAGAAUCGCAAGAAAUGCGAUACCUACUACAACCCAUGUGCCGAAGCAUGCCAUUCUAUCUCGGCAAUUGCUCUCGGCCUGUUAGCUUUGCAGACGUCAACGAUCAGCAAUUAUUAUUUCCCUGCUAUCACGACUUGCCUCCGAUGGACAAAGCAUUCAUCGCAUACAAAAAGAGCCAUCACUUCGUUUCGAGGACCGACCACAAUCGUCAUAAUCUCAUUCAUGGCCCAAUUGCUGCUCUGAGCGUUUUAUCCAACCUCAUUAGUCUUUUUGAGGACCCAUGCUCGCAGUUGCUGUCAUUUAACGGUGAGUUAGAGAAACAAAGGCAAUGGAUUCAUCAACAGUUUCGUCGCUCACUUUACUUGAUGCGUUUCAUACCAAACAAUUGUGUGGACUUUCGAGACGAUGUGAAGCAGAGGUCAAUGCAUGGAACCAUUCGUCAAGCACUCUCCACAGUUAACUUGCUGUGA
Fusarium venenatum is the source of this 1659-nucleotide messenger RNA. The record is from RefSeq and is a predicted model, not a curated record. Lineage: Eukaryota; Fungi; Ascomycota; Sordariomycetes; Hypocreales; Nectriaceae.